AUGGAUUUAAGCGAUUACGAAGAAUUUUAUGAUUCUGAUCAGAGUGAUGUGGGCGAACAAAGCUUACACACUAUGCUUAGUAAAUCUCUCUACGACAAAGAUGAUGAGUAUGAAGAAUAUGGAGAACAAAUUGCUGGCGAAGAAGAAGCAUUAGGCAGUGUGCAAGAGGAAGUACUUGGUAAAGUCACCGAUGAUUUUGUUCAACAAGAAGUGGUCCUAGGUCCAGUGUAUAGUGAGAAUGAGCCAGAUUUAACACUAAAAUUAGAAGAUGAUGAAAAAGUAGUUUUAACACCAGAAGUUAUAGACGAGUUAGAAAACAAACAUUUUAUUGAUGGACUUGAUGAUGAUAAUUUUGAACCAUUAAAAAAAAAACAAAAAACAAGCAAUGAAGAUAAUGCAAAUCCACAUAAAACUAUUAUUAUGCAUAUACCUCGAUUCAUUCGGUGUAACAAAAUUAGUCAAUCUAUUCAAGUUCAAAACAUUGUAUGUGGUGCAAACAUGGGAUGUCCUUUGGACUUGGUAAGAAUUGUCAUGUGGACUAGUAACUCAGAAUAUAAUCCACUGCGAUUUAAUGGACUAAUUAUGCGUCUUCGUAAACCUAAUGUCACCAGCCUAUUAUUUCCAUCAGGUAAAAUGGUCAUGCAAGGUGCUAAGGAUGACCGAACAGGAAAUUUAGGAUGUCGAAAAGUAGCAAAAAUUUUAGAACGACUUGGACACAACGUAAAAUUUUGUGAUUAUACAGUGCAUAAUAUUGUAUGCACAUGGGAUGUUGGUUUUCCAAUAAUGUUGGAAGAAUUAAAUACUGCUCACUCACAAUUUACCAGCUUUGAGCCUGAAGUAUUUCCUGCGUUAAUUUAUCGGAUGGUCAGACCUCGAGCAGUGUUUUUAAUGUUUGUAAAUGGAAAAGUAGUUUUAACAGGUCUUAAAACAAAAUCAGAUAUAAAAGAAUCUGUCUUUUUGAUGCAAGAUGUAUUAAACAUUUUCAAAAAAACUUAA
Molecule: messenger RNA, 996 nt
Organism: Macrosiphum euphorbiae (potato aphid)
Lineage: Eukaryota; Metazoa; Arthropoda; Insecta; Hemiptera; Aphididae
Source: the annotation of a GenBank genome assembly